This is a messenger RNA of Oncorhynchus tshawytscha (Chinook salmon), 5127 nucleotides long. RefSeq names its product jade family PHD finger 2 (gene jade2). The record is from RefSeq and is a predicted model, not a curated record. Bases 854 to 3748 code for a protein of 964 amino acids. Gene Ontology annotation, biological process: regulation of transcription by RNA polymerase II. The transcript is spliced from 12 exons. Gene Ontology annotation, cellular component: histone acetyltransferase complex. NCBI's taxonomy places the organism in Eukaryota, Metazoa, Chordata, Actinopteri, Salmoniformes, Salmonidae.
AUAGGUGAAGAAUAUAAUUCCAUUUGAUUUCCAUGUCAGAUUUUUAGGUUUUUGGCGAAAUGAACCCAUCGUAAAGACAUUUGAAUCGGCUUUCAGUAACGGCAAAAUGUAAAGUACGUCAUUAAUAUGGCGCCAAAAGAGUUUAAAGUAGGAGCUUAUUUUUGUUGUGAGGUUGCAGAACCCUCGCACAAGAGGGAGAACAUGAGCGGGCAAGAGGGGAAGCGAAUGGGCAGGCGACUGGGUUUUUCCGGCAGAACGUCUCGAAACUAGCUUGCAACAUUUCAUUCCAUGAAAAUGAAGCACAUAUAUAUAUUUUUUCUUCUCCCCUACUGGAUCUGAAAACACACUCACGUGACAAAUCGGGACCUGGGGGAUAUAUCACAUUGGACUAUUUUCAAAUGCGACAUGGCUUUGAAAAUGAGAUUUGUUAGCUUACCUUGCUAUACCCGGCAUAGCUUUAGCUUACAUUAGAACUGACUUGCUGGCUGCAGCUCGAGGCUAUCUUGCAAGCCGUUAGACAAUUUGGAUUUACGGAUGAUACUCCUAAAGUCUGCUAAAGGUAGCUAACAGUUAGCUACAUUUAACUGUAUUUAGCUGAUAACUGCGAAGGCGGCCAUCGCAGUUUUGUGUAAUAAUGUUAUGCUGCCGGAUAUACUUUAUAAUGGAUUAAAUUUGUAAAUUGCUACUUUUUAUUUGGACUCUCUUGGGAGAGCAUCUGAUCGACGUGCUGUCACCACAGCCUCGCAGGCACGUCCUGUCACCAACGUGGAUAGUCGGUGGGCUAACGUUAACUAGCUAACUAGCUAGGGUAGUUGCACUGGAAUUUGACCACCGUGAAAUUCACUGUCACUACAUGUGGUUAACUUCAAAUGAUUUCGUGAUUUCUCAUCGUCCAGAGUCGAGGACGUUUUCGCCAUCGGAAGCUGACUGCAAUCAAGGUAAAAAGAUGGAGAGUGAAAAGAAGAGAAGAAAAUACUCCACCAGCAGCAAUGACUCGGACACCACUGACAGUCAAGUGACCUCCUGGUCCAGGUCCUCCAAGAACACCGGGACCAGCAGCACCUGGGUCAGACAGGAGCACAAGAAACCGUCUGAGGUGUUCCGGACGGACUUCAUCACGGCCAUGAAGCUGCCAGACUCGGCCCAGCUGGGCCCUGAUGACUUCUACGUGCUGUCUGACCCCUGGAGACAGGAGUGGGAGAAGGGGGUCCAGGUCCCCGCCAGCGUAGACGCCAUCCCAGAACCUGUCGUCAGGAUGCUACCGGAGGUGGGGCGUAUCCCGUUCUACUGGCCUGUGCAGGGCCAAGGCCGGGGGUGUGUGCUGGGCCUGGGGCUGAGCCAGAGGGACAUGAAGACCACCGAUGAGCCCCACAGUCGCUAUGACCUGGAUGACAUGGACGUGUCCUGGCUGGAGCUGGUCAACCAGGAGUUCAGGGAACUGGCGCUGCCGGAGCUGGACGAGCUGACCAUGGAGCGUGUUCUGGUGGAGCUGGAGAGCCAGUGUGAGGAGAACAUGCAGCAGGCCAUAGAGACGGAGGAGGGUCUGGGCAUCGAGUACGAUGAGGACGUGGUGUGCGACGUGUGCCGGUCCCCCGAGGGAGAAGACGGCAACGAGAUGGUCUUCUGUGACAAGUGCAACAUCUGCGUACAUCAGGCGUGUUAUGGGAUCCUGAAGGUCCCACAGGGGAACUGGCUGUGCCGAACCUGCGCCCUGGGGGUGCAACCCAAAUGUCUGCUGUGCCCCAAGAGAGGCGGAGCCCUGAAGCCCACCCGCAGUGGAACCAAGUGGGUCCACGUCAGCUGUGCCUUAUGGAUCCCCGAGGUGAGUAUAGGCUGCCCGGAGAAGAUGGAGCCCAUUACCAAGGUGUCCCACAUCCCCUCCAGCCGCUGGGCCCUGUUCUGCAGCCUGUGUCGAGAACACACAGGCACCUGCAUACAGUGCUCCAUGCCGUCCUGCAUUGUGGCCUUCCAUGUGACCUGCGCCUUUGACCAUGGCCUUGAGAUGCGCACCAUCCUGGCAGAGAACGAUGAAGUGCGCUUCAAAUCCUACUGCCUGGAGCACAGUAGCACUACCGCCCCCGGCAACAGUAACAACGCCAUGGCCGGCAACAGUAACCACACCAACAGCGCUGGUGCCAGCAGCAAACCAGACUGGGCUGGACACGGCAACGACCACAGAGCCUCCAUAACUGCGCCGGACCACCACCAAGCGACCAGCGAGCGGCCGCCGGCAGAGCGGCCAGACCGGGACCAGAUAGAGCGGGAGAAGGCUAGCCAGCGCAAACAGAAGCUACAGGAGCUGGAGGACGAGUUCUACCGCCUGGUGGACCCCAAAGAUGUGGCGGAGAGCCUGGGCCUGCCGGACGCCCACGUGGAUUUUCUGUACCAGUUCUGGAAGCUGAGGAGGAAGUCCAACUUCAACCGUCCUCUGGUGACGUUGAAGAGAGACGAGGUCGAUAACCUGGCGCAGCAGGAGCAGGACGUGCUAUACCGACGCCUCAAACUGUUCACACACCUACGCCAGGACCUAGAGAGGGUGAGGAACCUGUGCUACAUGGUCACGCGGCGGGAGAAGAUGAAGAGUUCCCUGUGUGACCUCCAGGAGAAGAUUUUCCACCUGCAGAUCCAGCUGCUGGAGGAGGACCUAGCUGGAGAGAAAACCAUGAAGGGCCAUAAGGGAAGACAGAACGGGGUGAAGGAGAAGGGGAAGGAGCGGCGGAAAAGCAGUCCGGAGAAGAAGAGAGAGAGGUGGAAGUCUGACAACGGCUCCCUCCUCAAACAGCUAGGUUUCCCCAAGACCUUCCCUCUGGACAACUCACUGUUUGACAGCUGGCUGGCCCAGUCGGUGCAGAUCACGGCUGACGACAUGCUGAGCCAGUGGGCCCUGGACGCCGGGCAGCACCGUGACAAGACGGCCAGCUUGCUGUCUGACCAGCUGCUGCAGGGAGAGGAGAGCCUGCUCAGCCUUAUGAUGGACCACUCCAUGAAGUCCACCUGGAAAACCCCUCAGCUGGGCCGCAAGACCCGGGGCAAGCCCAGAGCCCGGGCCCAACACUCCCCCGCCGCAGCAACCACCCCGCCUUCUGCCACUGCUGUCAGUCCCGCUGCUGCUGCCACCGCCUCCUCCACAGCCACAGCCAAGGGGACUCUGCUGGCAGAUGACAGGCCAGGCCACGGGGCCCGUAGAGGGGAGAGGUCCCGGGGCUCCAAGGCCCUCCACCACCACCACCACCACCCCCAGACCAGGAGCACUGAGGCACCACUGGACCCGCCGCCGCAGCCGCCCACCUCCAAAAUGGACUCCUGUCACAUCUCGGAGGAGCGCGGCCCCUGGGACAGCCUCACUGGUACAGGGGCAGCGUCCGCCACCACGCCGCCCCCUCUGGCCUCCUGCUCCCCCCCACAGCCCUGCAUUAGUCCCGGGACAGUGCCUGAGGGGAGGUCAGGGGGGGGUCUCGGUCACCGCACAGCCCUGCGCCUCCGCCUGCCCCGGCAGGGUAAGUCCCGGGGAAAGGGCGGGGGUGGAGGGGGGAAGGAGGUGGCAGAGCGUCCCCUGGAUAGGGAGAGAGAGAGGGACCCCCACCCAGUGAAGGAGACGUCGUCGCUGCUGGACCCCGAGACGGAUGGCUACUUCUCUGACGCCGAGCAGAGCGACUCGGACACGCACUCCAGCGGCCGCAAGCUCCGCCUGGCCCAGUUGCAUUCUGGGAGCGAGGACCUGCUGAGGAGGAGCGUGCUAGCGUUGUAGAAAAAAAACUGAGAUGCUCUCUCUCUCACACACACACACACACACACACACACACACACACACCAUCGUCCAGAAGACACACUGAUUUCUCAGACUGACCGGAGCUCCAUCCCAGCUCCCGCUACCAUGGCUACUGUCUGUCUGUCUGUCCGUCUGUGCUUUUGAUAUUAUACAUGCCGUUCUUUUCUCUCUAGAUCGCUUUAAUGAACCAAAUCUCUGUACUUCACUAGUCCUAAAUCAGUCUCUCUGCUCUGUUCUGGGGAUUUGAACGUAGCUGUUAGUCAGAUAGCUACAUACACGAGACCCUAGAUGUUAGUAGUGCUUGUUAAAGUAACAAAUGCUGUAUGAUGACGUAAGAAGACCAAGAGGAAAUGGAUUUUGGACAAUGUUACAUUUUGAGGUUUUAUUUUGAAGUAUAGCAUGGCGGUGAUCCAUGCCAUCAACCCUUCCUAGUGGUGUGGUCAGUGGUGACUAAGCCGCUAGCAUUGGGGUGAAUACUUUGUGGGCAUUAUAAGCUGGUUCAGACGAAUCUCUUCCUUUCUCUUGACGUAAGAUGGAUCCCGCGAGGCGAUUCCUGGGAUCUGAUGUUUUUAAAAAGCCUUUCAGUUCAGCAUCAUUCUGAGAAAUGUACAGAAAAUAUCAAACAAAUAUUAGCCUUUUAAAAGCACAAAUAGCUAACGGGAACUGUAACACAAACAUUGUGGCAUAAACACGCACACUCUUUCAGACAUGCACACCAGACACAUUACACACACACACAUACUCACACAUACUCUAAACGACUCUGUCUGCAUCCAGCCGUUGUAGAAACACACUGGUUGAUAAUUACGUCAGCUCUUCACUGACUCCUCCCUCAUCUUCCGUUUGGGCCUGAAUCAUUGGAGAAACAGUAUUUUAUCGUGUGCCUUCUGUCGCUCCCCCAAAAUAAGUUUAUCAAUCACUUCUAUAAUCAGAUUUGUUACAAUCAAAAAAGGAACAUCUGUUGUAUUGGCCAUCAAGCGUACUGAAACAGAGGGCUUCUCGGACCUUAAUUGUAGUGCCUAAAAAAGAUAUGUAAAUGCAGCUUUUGCCAUUUAAUCAACCCAACCGCAUGCAAAGCCACACAGUUCUACCAUAUUUGUGCAAAGUGCUGCCCCAACAAAGCAACUUCUGGAGUCGUUGUUGCUCCAGUCAGACGAAUCGUAUAGUCAGCUACAGCACAGAGUUCUGGAUUCUGACUACUUUUUUGAGUUCUUUGUAAAUUUAUGGUUUUUUUUUCUUUUUUUUUUUCGUCUCAGAGAGUUGUAUUUUGUACUAAAAAGCGGUCCACAGUAUUUUCUCAGGGUUUAAAAAAAAAAAAAAAAAAAAUCAAAUAAAAAAAAUGUUUUGAAGGCGACGAA